AUGGACAGGUCAUGGUUAACAGCUGAUAGAAGAACAAAAGAGUUUGAGAAUGGAGUGGACGAUUUACUUAUGUUUGCCUUUGAGAAUGGAUAUAACGAAGACAAAAUAAGUUGUCCAUGCUUAAAGUGCGCACAUAGCAAAUCUUGGACAGCUCGGACUGUUAAAAACCAUUUGUUUCAAUAUGGUAUUGAUCAAACGUAUACUCGCUGGAUAUGGCACGGGGAGCCAAAUCUUGUAGAAAGUCCUGUAUUGGAUGAAAGCGACAACUCAGUAUCUUCUAAUUACCAGUUUUGCACAAGAAUGGGUGAAGCUGACGAUGAUGAUGUUCUUUCUUCAAAUUCUUCUGAUUUUAUCAACCAUGUGAAAGGUGAGCAUGAACCUCUUUAUCCUGGUUGUGAGAAUUACACUAAGAUGAAAGCUUUGGUUAAGUUAUUCAACUUGAAAGUGAAGCAUGGUAUGUCUGAUUCAUGUUUUUCUGAUGUUCUAUUAUUGAUUGGGUCUUUGCUACCGGAAGGCAACAAAAUCCCUUCUUCUUUCAAUGAAGCGAAGAAAACCUUAUGUGCAUUAGGAAUGGGUUAUGAUAAGAUACACGCAUGCCCGAAUAAUUGUCUACUAUAUCGUGGGCCACAAGAUGAAGAUGAGACUACUUGUCGCAUAUGUAAGGCCUCUAGAUGGAAACUGAAUAAGAAAGGAGAAGAACAGGAAGGAGUCCCUGCCAAGGUCUUAUGGUAUUUCCCCUUGAUACCAAGAAUAAGAAAUUUGUUCAAUACACCAGCGAUUGCGAAGGACAUGACUUGA
This is a messenger RNA of Daucus carota subsp. sativus, 798 nucleotides long. RefSeq lists its product as uncharacterized. The coding region runs from base 1 to 798 and encodes 265 amino acids. Lineage: Eukaryota; Viridiplantae; Streptophyta; Magnoliopsida; Apiales; Apiaceae. The record is from RefSeq and is a predicted model, not a curated record. The transcript has a single exon.